This is a messenger RNA of Malaclemys terrapin pileata, 1169 nucleotides long. RefSeq names its product germ cell-specific gene 1-like protein. The record is from RefSeq and is a predicted model, not a curated record. The transcript has 5 exons. The coding region runs from base 1 to 966 and encodes 321 amino acids. Gene Ontology annotation, cellular component: plasma membrane. NCBI's taxonomy places the organism in Eukaryota, Metazoa, Chordata, Testudines, Emydidae.
AUGAUCAAGCUAAGCCGGAAGACGCGCUCGCUGCUGGCGCUGGCCUUGAACUCGCUGGCCCUCUGCUUCGCGGUGUCGGCCUUCGCCACCAGCUACUGGUGCGAGGGGACGCACAAGGUGGUCAAGCCGCCGUGCCUGUCGGCCAUCAGGAAGGGCAACUGCGUGCCCGUCGGGGCCAACGAGACGGAGGCCGGGAACGCCACCCUGGACCCCAAUGUGGUGCAGUACAUCUGGGAAACGGGCGAGGACAAGUACGCCUUCCGGUACUUCCACACCGGCUUCUGGCUCUCCUGCGAGGAGCACCACGGAGACGAGAUCUGUCGCAGUUUCAUAGAGCUGCCCCCCGAGUCGGAGAAAGGGGUGCUGUGGCUGUCGGUGGCGUCGGAGUUCCUGUACAUCGUCCUGCUCAGCGUCGGCUUCGUGCUCAUGGGGCUGGACGCCACCUGCUACGCAGACUUCAUCGCCGGGCUCAAGAUCAACGCCUUCGCCGCGGUGAUCACCGUGCUGUCGGGCUCUCUGUCCCCAGGCCUCCUGGGCAUGGUGGCCCACAUGAUGUACAUGACCGUCUUCCAGGUGGCUGUCAACCUGGGGCCCAAGGAUUGGAGACCCCAGACCUGGUUUUACGGCUGGUCCUUCGGCAUGGCCUGGCUCUCGUUCACGCUCUGCAUGUCGGCCGCGGUGCUGACCCUCAACACUUACACCAAGACCCUGCUGGAGUUCCAGCACCGCCGGCGGAUCUGCGAGCAGCAGAGCCAGCGCGGGCCGCGCUCCCCUGGCCUGGCGCCCGACUUCCAGCGCUUCCUGUGGGACAAGUACGUCUUCAGCGUCAGUGACUCGCUGGACUUCUCCCCCGGCCGCUCCCGCCCCACCGCUGGGGGGCGCAAGGGCUGCGGGGGGGGCUACGCCGGCCUGGCCGGGGGGCGCUGCGGGGAUGCCGGCGACCCAGACGAUGGCGAACCCUGCUAGGGGGUGGGGGGAAUCGACCCACACAAUUCCUCUCCCCCAUUCAUGCCCCCUUCCUCCUCCCCAAUCCAUGUCCCUUUCCCUCCUCCCACAAUCCCCUCCCCAAUGGGGAAACUGGGCAGGUGGUGCAGGGCAAAGGCAGCCCCAGGGUCAGAGACCCUUAGUGGGGAUGGCGGGUGGCGAAGGCCGGGGAAGCCUGAGGGUCA